Molecule: messenger RNA, 306 nt
Organism: Pleurotus ostreatus (oyster mushroom)
Lineage: Eukaryota; Fungi; Basidiomycota; Agaricomycetes; Agaricales; Pleurotaceae
Exons: 4
Coding region: 1-306 (101 amino acids)
Source: RefSeq, a predicted model, not a curated record
AUGUCUUCUCAACCGAACAAGACUACCGGACAAUUUCACUCUACCAAAGGCAAUGUUGUCGAAGGCAUUGGUAAUCUGACCGGUGCUGAAUCAUGGCAACGCUCUGGCAAGGAGGAGCACGCUUCUGGCGAAGCCGAGUAUAACGCUGCUCGUGCGAAGGGCUAUGCAGAGGGCGCCGAAGACCGCCUCGCCGGCAAGAAAGACGCUAUCGUAGGCGCAGUCACCGGCGACUCCACUCAACAGGCCCAAGGCAAUGUGCGUCACGACAAAGGCGAGGCUCAGCAGGACAUCAACCGCAAGGCCUAA